AUGCCAAAUGCUUGUGAUCAGCGGAAGCACGAGGAAUGUCUUCCCGAUGGCAGCUAUGGACAGUUCACGUGUCAGUGCGCCGCCAACCAUCGACGUCAUCCAGUCACGCAGAUUUGUUUGAUAGACGAAUGCGCUGCUGGAACGCAUGACUGUGAUAAAAACGCCAAAUGCGUUGAUACUGAUGAUGGGUACAUUUGUACAUGCCGUGAAGUGACCGAUGAAUGCGCGCAAGGGACACACAACUGCUCAGUGAAUGCAUAUUGUAUCGAUCUAUCAAAAGGAUUCAUGUGUCGGUGCAAGGAAAAUUUCAUUGACUUCAGCCCGAAUCCUCAGCAUUUUGGUGGUACCACAUGUAAACCACUGGUGGAUGAAUGCGCCGACAAAUCGCUAAACACGUGCAGUGAGAACGCAAUCUGUAUCGAUACCAGAGAAAGCUACAAAUGUCAGUGCAAGGAAGGCUUCAUCGAUCACGACGAACUGCGUAAUCCUGGCCGAAUCUGCGAAAAAGGUUUGCCUAAAACAAAUAUUCUGAUUGUAUGUCAGACUCCCGUUCAUUUAGGUUCAAAUUUAGACUGGUUUUGGUCAAAUAUUGAAAAGAGGAAGCUGUGUUGGUCCAAUUUUUUGAAGCAAAUUCGCAAACAUUUUGCUUCGAAAAUCCUGAAAAGAACCUCCUAACC
Messenger RNA from Gongylonema pulchrum, 677 nucleotides. Lineage: Eukaryota; Metazoa; Nematoda; Chromadorea; Rhabditida; Gongylonematidae. The record is from the annotation of a GenBank genome assembly.